Molecule: messenger RNA, 399 nt
Organism: Ixodes scapularis (black-legged tick)
Lineage: Eukaryota; Metazoa; Arthropoda; Arachnida; Ixodida; Ixodidae
Exons: 3
Source: RefSeq, a predicted model, not a curated record
CUAGGACCCUUGCUGUCUAAUAUUUUUGCCAACGACGUCUCUCUGUGCGUAAAACAUUCAAAUAUGCAGCAGUUCGCUGAUGAUGUCUUCAAACAAAUAAAAUCACAUGUUGAUUGUGUUCUGCUACAGGAGGAUAUUACUGCUAUUUCGUCAUGGUGUCUUCAAAAUAAAUUAACGUCUAAGGCCAAAAGAACAUGUGUUAUCUUCUUAUCAAGGAAGAAACGAGUGUAUAUUGAUUCAUCCCUUAGUUUUACAAAUCAUGUGUCAAAUUGGGUUAGCUCUUGCUCGCGACUUUUAGGUUUGUUUUCACGUAUUACCCGUCGUUUCAAAGAGCCGUCCUGUAUCGUAAGGAUUUACACAUCGAUUGUGCGCUCGAAACUGGAGUUUGGCUCUGUAGUU